AUGGCCGCGAAGCUCGCCGCCGCAGUGCCGCUCAGUGCGCUCAAGGCCUUCCCCCCAAAACACGCCCUCGCAGGCUCCUCGCGGCUGGCCUCCUUCGACCCCGACUCCUGGGCCGCCCUCCAGCCCCCGCCCCCCGCCGCCCUCUCCGCCCUCGCACACCGCAUCGGCCUCGGCGCCACCCUCCAGCCCCCGCACAUCCAGCAGGCGUGCACCCACCCCUCCUUCCUCGCCCUCCACGCGAAGCACCGCCCCGCUGACCCCGCACCCGCCGCCAACGCCAACCUCGCCGCACUCGGCAACUCCCUCCUCGGCCUCUUCGCCGCCGAGCACCUCGACGCGUCCUACCCCCACCUCCCCACCCGCGUCCUCAAGGCCGCGGUCAGCGCCUACGUCGGGCCCCUCACCUGCGCAGCCGUCGCCCGCGAAAUCGGCGCAGCGCCCCUCCUCCGCUGGAACAGAACACCGCCGACCCUCACCCGCUUCGGCGUCAUGCACUACGACGCCCUCUCCUCCAUCCCCCGCGCCCUCACCGCCCUCAUCUACCAGCAGCGCUCCCUCCCCACCGCCCGCGCCUUCGCCCACGCCUACUUCCUCUCCCGCGACAUCGACCUCCGCGCCAUGAUCAAGUUCCGCGACCCAAAACUCAACCUCGUCGACACCGUCGCAAAGUUCGGCCGCGAAAAACCCGUCUCCAGGCUGCUCAAGGAGACAGGCCGCUUCUCCAACUCCCCCGUCUUCGUCGUCGGCAUCUUCUCCGGCGCAGACAAGCUCGGCGAAGGCUUCGGCAGCUCCCUCCAAAUGGCCGAAUUCCGCGCCGCAGAGGACGCACUCCACAGGCUCUACCUCACCCGCACGCCCCCGCACCUCCUCCGCCUCCCCACCUCCACCUUCCCCGCCCCGUCCGAGGACGCGGAGGACCCGCUCGCGCAUGCGGACGUGUUCGCGGCCCCCGCGCACGCGGAGGCGCCGUACGUCCCCGGCGAACUCGGCGAGUCGGAGGUCCCCACCGGCAGCGCGGGCAGGAGCGCGAUCAAGAUGCCCCCCGCCGCCGUUGCCGCGGCGCGGUAG
This is a messenger RNA of Heterobasidion irregulare TC 32-1, 1068 nucleotides long. RefSeq lists its product as uncharacterized. Gene Ontology annotation, cellular component: nucleus. The record is from RefSeq and is a predicted model, not a curated record. Gene Ontology annotation, biological process: rRNA processing; primary miRNA processing; regulation of gene expression. The transcript has 4 exons. Gene Ontology annotation, molecular function: double-stranded RNA binding; ribonuclease III activity. The coding region runs from base 1 to 1068 and encodes 355 amino acids. Lineage: Eukaryota; Fungi; Basidiomycota; Agaricomycetes; Russulales; Bondarzewiaceae.